CAAUUCUACAACAUCUGCAAGGACAUUGUGGAAUACCCGAUCCGAUGUAUUUCGGGUUUCUGUAUGGAGAUUCUUGUCAGCACUUUGUGUAUCUAUGAAGAUGGCGGGAUGGAUAGAGGAAAGGAUGCAGAUAUGAAGGAUGAAGAUAUGAAGUGCUAAGGAACACAGCAGGAUGCGACAAUUGAUGAGAUUGAAAUGGUAUGAGUGACGGAUCUAUUUAUUUUAUCAUUGAGAAGUCUCUCAAACUUUGGGGGACACGGCCGAUAUGACCGCUUCAUCCCUUCAAAUCUAGGCUUUUGAUUGGUCUGUUAGCAAUCUCCGACCUCCGAUGCUCCCCAAAAGCUGCCCAAAAAUUAUCCGAAGCUGGUUGAUGCUGAUGCUUCAACCCACGUAAACUUCUCCAAAGAUGGUAUCGAAAUGAUGUUUCCAGAUCUUCCUCUCAAAAGUUAACAACUAUCUACUUUACACUCUUUAUUGUUUACUUCUAUCCCAUCAGCGACGCCUCUUCUAUUCACUUGUUUUGCUUUAUCCUCAAUCUGCCACAUUUCCACCGCGAGCUUGGAAACUUUCACCUUUAUCUUCACUUCAGUAGGACCGCAGAGCACAAAACCUCAAAAUCUCAAUACCGGCGACAAGAGCAAUGGUGCGAACCAAGAUGGUAGGCCGCAAAGGGCCCAUCGGAAAAGAAUACAGAGAUAAUCAAAAGCGCAAACGCGAAGUAGCAGAGAGCGCAUGCAAAGACAAAGGAAAUUUCCCCUCCACCUUCCAAGAUCAAGAUCGCCCCUCCAAAAAACCAAAACCUACCGCCACCACUCUCCAAACAACCUGCCAAAAAGCUCGGUCUACGACCUCCGCCCCUCAAGCUCAACCACAAAAUGUCAUUUUCCCCUCCGUCCCUGUCGCCGUAGCUCCCGUCAACGCUCACGCGCAGCGCCAAAUCCCUGCUCCUCACGACCUAACUCGCACCCAUCAAACAACUCAGAUGUCCAUCCUCUCGUCCUCGCAGAUCCAAAAGAAGGCUUCUCAUGUCCUCUCCAUUCUCAGUACCUUCUCUUUUUCUGAUCCAACACCUCACGUCGUGCUUUUGUCUGCCAAAGCACCUGUUGCAUGCAAACUCAUUUCGAUUGCAGAGAUAGUGAAGCGGGAAUUGGCAAAGAGUGGCGCAAAAUGGUUUCAAUAUAACGUUGUUGGAGAGCUGAGUACUACUAUUCCGAGGAGCUAUACAGAAAUCGGGAAGGACGAGAACGAGAACGAGAAGGAAGGAGAGGAGGAAGGAGAUGUAGAGAUGAAGGACGACGGCGAGGAAGAAGCUUUUGAAGUUAUGAAAACACCUUUUGAACGAGCACUUGAAGCUGAGGAAAGACCCAAGAUUCGAGGUGUAGCUACGCUAAGUCUCUACCUGUCUCGAGUUAGGAUCGAGAGUUUGAAAAAGAUUUAUGGGUAUGCAUAACCACAUCAUCUGGACUGCUUUUGGCGUGGCAUAGGUACUAAUUGAGGAUAUACAGAGAGCAAACCAAUGCUUUGACCUGAUCAAGUUCAGUUUAUGGCUAAGAGAGAAGGAUGGAUGUAUUGUGCUAUGAGGAUGGAUUCAUGGAAUGGAUGGAAUGGAUGGAACGGAAUUAAAACGGAACAUGGCGUUUUCGGGUUGAAGGCAACUAUUCAUGGAUGGACAUACCCAAUACUUGCUUUUAAGGGUGGCAAGAUGGUAGCGAUUUCAGCGGAGUUUCAUGCAACUAGCGAUGUACCAAUACAUGAAAUGGCAGCUUUAGCUCAGCUUCCUAAUUUCAAACUCAAAUGUGCAUACAUAUAUGUGCUGUGCUGGCUAAGCUAGUUAUCACUAUUAGUGAUGUAUUACGCCUGAAUUUCCCAAUCUAAAUACACUCGCUCUCGGCUCAAUGGCUAACCACAUUUUCCCUCCGAGAGCCCAAUAUACAUGCUUUGGAUGUAUCGCAUCCACGAAAUCACUAGCAGUAAACGGACUCGUUGACUCCAUAAUGUUAUGAUUAUGCCUCCUUUCUCGAUUUCGACAUCCCUUCCUCUUCCUCCUGCACAAACAUCCUCCACUCUCAUCCAUUAUCACCUUCCGAUAU
Sclerotinia trifoliorum is the source of this 2090-nucleotide messenger RNA. The record is from the annotation of a GenBank genome assembly. Lineage: Eukaryota; Fungi; Ascomycota; Leotiomycetes; Helotiales; Sclerotiniaceae.